AUUCCGCGAAAUUGUUUCUUGGAGUUGAGAGAUGUGCUGCUCUCAGUAAAAUAGGACAAGUUGACGCAUGUGUGGCAGCGCGCAGAAGGGCGGAAUAAGCGCAGACACAAUAGCUCAGUCAGUAAAAGCCGUGUUUUAUUGAUCCGGCAGUUAGAAGAAGGGAUCCGGGGGGGAGAAAGCGAGAGAGGAAGAGCCGGGGACGAUUUGAACUGCUUUUCUUUCCUGUGGGGGUGUUUAUUUAUCCUCCCUGCAACCUCACCAGGAAAACGCAGCCUUUGCGGAAUAGUCACAUUGAAGACGACACGUGUGGAUGGUUAACCACACGUUUCCUGGGAGGAGUGCGGUCUGAUUACUUUAUUGUAUGUAAUUUGACGGAUUAUUUUUGAACACGCAGCUACUUCAGAUACGCUGCUUCUUUUUCUCCACCCGGAUUUGCUGUAGUGAUGUCGGAGGUUGAUGUCCCUGCAGACCGUGUCCCCGGCCGACCACCGGGUCGGGCAGAGGACACGCUGAAAGAGAACCAGGAGAACAGGACUUUGCUGAUGGUGGCUAUGAUUUUACUGGAGUUGAACAAAUGCAACCCCAACGCUGGAGGCAGCAGAUGUCUCACGGGCAGCGACGCCGGCGCACAGGAGAAGGUGGAGCGGGGGGGUUGCAGAUUGACCGCCGGGGACAGCCGGGGCACGAUGGUAUCCAAACAGUCCCGGAACAAGAGGGCGGCGGCCGCGACCAGACAGGAGUCUCCCGAGAAGAGACACUGCUGUCCUUUCACGGGCUGUGGAAAGAUGUAUGGCAAGUCGUCCCACCUGAAAGCCCACCUAAGGGUCCACACCGGUGAGCGCCCCUUCGAGUGUACCUGGCCAAACUGUGGCAAGAAGUUCUCCCGGUCAGACGAGCUGACGCGUCACUACCGCACACACACAGGCGAGAAGCGCUUCAACUGUCCGCUGUGCGACAAGUGCUUCAUGAGGAGCGACCACCUGACUAAACACGCCCGGCGACACGCAGGCUUCCAUCCCAGCAUGCUCCAGGGCUCCAGUGCAGCCAAGAGACGCCGCUGCUCCCUGUCCAUGUCCUCCUCUGACUCAGGAGACCAAAGCCCCGCUGGGGUGUGAGACACGCCCGCAUACUGUACAUAUACACGUAGAGGUACAGGUAGCAGACACAGAGGCAAACACACAUAUGGACACACCCACAUGUGUGGUGUGUACUUUUACGGAAAAUCCCGUCAGGUCAGACAACUGAACCAGCCAGGCCACUAUUAAAAAAGUUUUUCUGCGCAUGUAACAUUGUGCAACAGCAAACAGCAACAUAUCUUUGAACCUGACUGUCGUCAAACCAGAGCUUCCCCCUCUUUGCUCCCUGAGGUGAUUGGUAUUUAUUAAUUGUCAUUCAGGGUCUGUCAGACAGCUUUUAGUUUCUUUGCCUUUUGUAAUUAUUUUACUUUGAGUUGCGCGAGUGGUUCCUUUUUUUGUUGUUGUUCUGGAACAAAACCUUAGAGGCAUUCAUGUACAUAUGUAGUAUUCAUCAACACUACACGUGUUCACAGAUUGCAGUUGCAGGUGAACACAACAGCAAGAAAACAGAUUAUGAAUGAGAUACACCGAGUGAGUAAAGGAGUUUUGGGACUAGUCCUUUAAAUAUCAUUAUUAUUAUUAUUAUUAUUCUUGCACACAUACACUCAUACUUGUGCAGUUACUCUCCAGUCCAGGACACAGUGAAUGUACAGUAUAGCAGUAUUAUCAUGUAAAUAUAUUAAAAAGACUUCUUUUCAGAUGGAUGAUAUGCUCAGUAUACCGUAGUUAUGUGUUAUUAGAGAGUAAUAAGACACGUCUAUAAUACAGAGAAUUGCAGAGCUUGGGUGUUUAAUUUUAUAUAUUUGGCUUUGGACUUAGUAAAUCAGGCAUACUGUGAGCUUGUAGGUUUAGGCAGCAUGUUUUCUGUAUGGAAACAUCAGUGUUGUCACAUCAUGAUAAACCUGCAAACAACUGCGCCAACAUACCUUCAGUGUAUGUUGGCAAGACCACGAUAACAUAAGACAACCUCAUGGGACAAUAAACGUCAGCCUUUGUGUUGUUUUUUCAGGCUUGAAUUGCGUCCACACAACAGGGUACAGCCUUUAAAACGUAAAGCUUGAGUCGGUGAGGAUUCACGUUCGGUUAAAGCGUGUGUAAACUGUAACCAAGGAGGUCUGUGCCUUUCAAGGGUUUUGUAGUCGAGAGGAAUUUCUACAUUUUCAGACUCUGGAGAUACUACCUGAACGAACACCAUCAGAUUCUUUUUGUUGAUAUUCAGUAGUUUGUUGAGUGUCAAUGACUGUCUCUUAAGCCAACAGUGCCAGUUGCUGUACAUUGAAACUUUUGUUUACUCUGUACCUGGACUGCAUUUUUAUCAGGGAAUAAUGUGACGCAUGGUCAUUUCAGUCGUUACUGCACCCCCUGGUGGUGAUGCGGAAGCACAACAUUUCUCGUAACACAAAAGUCAUAGAACUUUAAAUUUUCUGUCCGAGUAUUUUGAGGCACACUCUGUUAAUUAGUUAAACCAUGUAGCAUGUUUGUAUGUAUUUGUUUGGUACAGUGUAUUUUUUAAUUGUCAGGUAAUCUUUUAUAAUAUUACUAAUGGGAUGAGAGAGGUCUUAUUCGUCCACUAUACGAGCCAGAAACAUUGUUGAUGUCAUAAUUUUUUUUUUUUUUUACUUGCCACAUGAUGCAUUAAAAUACCCAGAUAAAGUUAGGUGUAGUUAACCUCGUAGGACACAAGCUACAUACACGUAUAAAGCAUUGGCAUUAUGACAACUGUGAUUAGAUGUUGGUGCCUUUCAGGUGAAUGCCCUUACUUCUGAUGCUACUGUACUGUAAUCAGGGACUGUCAAGACAGACCCCAAGUUAUCGCAAUAUACAUAGCUGUGUAAUAAUUACUGCUCAAAAGUUUUAACAUUAAAAUUAUUUUUCUUUCUAAA
Messenger RNA from Scatophagus argus, 2959 nucleotides. RefSeq names its product Kruppel-like factor 9 (gene klf9). Gene Ontology annotation, biological process: regulation of transcription by RNA polymerase II. The record is from RefSeq and is a predicted model, not a curated record. Lineage: Eukaryota; Metazoa; Chordata; Actinopteri; Scatophagidae. Gene Ontology annotation, molecular function: RNA polymerase II cis-regulatory region sequence-specific DNA binding; DNA-binding transcription factor activity, RNA polymerase II-specific. The transcript is spliced from 2 exons. The coding region runs from base 444 to 1115 and encodes 223 amino acids.